This is a messenger RNA of Oppia nitens, 1155 nucleotides long. RefSeq lists its product as uncharacterized. The coding region runs from base 58 to 1155 and encodes 365 amino acids. NCBI's taxonomy places the organism in Eukaryota, Metazoa, Arthropoda, Arachnida, Sarcoptiformes, Oppiidae. The record is from RefSeq and is a predicted model, not a curated record. The transcript has 5 exons. Gene Ontology annotation, molecular function: oxidoreductase activity; FMN binding.
UUUAUAAAAAAUCAUUUAGUUAAAUAUAAACAAAAUAAUUAUUACUACAACGUAAAUAUGACGACAACGACAACAAAAACAACAACAUUGUUAAACAUUGCCGAUAUUGAAGCCGAAGCCAAUCGGCUUAUGGAGCCCGGGAUCAGAAGUUAUCUCAACGAAGGUGUGCUCAACAAUGAGACACUGGAGGCCAACAUUGAUGCGUUCAAAUGGUUGCGCAUACGGCCCCGGUAUAUGGUGGACGUAUCACAGCGUAACCUAAGUGUCAAAGUGGUCGGCGGCGAUACCAUACCGAUGCCGAUAGCAGUGUCGCCAUUUGGUCUGAACAAACGUUUUCAUCCGGACGGCGAGUUCGCAACCGGCAAAGGUAUUCGUCAAAAGGGCACAGUUAUGAUUGUUAGCAGUGGGUCUACAAUAUCAAUUGAAGAGUUGGCCACUGCCGAACCCGAUCUAAUCAAAUGGUUUCAGAUGUUUAUAUAUCGUGACCGUAAUAUGACAAUUGAUUUGGCUCAGCGAGCAAAACAAGCAGGUUUUCGGGCACUGGUACUGACUGUAGAUCAUAACAAAAUGGGGCUCAGGUAUCACAAUGAGAAGAAUAAGUACAGUGACGCUUACGGCAGAGCCAACUAUAAGCCGUAUAAUGUUCCCGGACUGACCAAAGAUGUGGCCAAAGAUACGACUUGGAAGGACAUCCAAUGGAUAAAGAACGAGAUCGGACUACCCAUUGUUAUCAAAGGCAUAGUUACGGCUGAAGACGCCCGGCUGGCCGUCAAUAACGGUGCCGAUGCUAUACUAGUGUCAAAUCACGGCGGACGACAAUUAGACGGAUCGCCGGCUACUUUGGAAGCGCUUCCGGAGAUUGUGGAAGAGGUUGGCCGUGAGGUAGACGUCUAUAUGGACGGCGGUGUCCGUACCGGUGCCGAUGUGUUCAAAGCGUUAGCCAUUGGCGCCAAAGUUGUGUUUGUUGGUCGACCCGUGUGUUGGGGACUCGUAUGCAAUGGCUCCGAUGGUGUCAAACAAGUGUUGGACAUUUUGCACAAUGAAUUAGACAAUUAUAUGACAAUUGCCGGCACACCCACUGUCGGGGAUAUUACUAGAAAUCAUGUCCGAUAUGUUAAUCAUUAUCGCAAUAAUUUAAAGAUAUUAACAAAAUAA